ACGUCAUCGUAUCGUCAUUACUUGUAUUUACUUCGUGUGCAAGGGUGUGGUGUAGGGCGAUCGUCGUAGGAUCCAUGUACAUUUUCAUAAAAGGUCAUGUCAUGUUCGCUGAGAUCGGAUUGGCUCUCUCUCCUUAAAAUCUGACAAGAAUACAAAUGUGUCAGCUGCGUGACACUCGCAUAGGUAGUAGUGCCUCAGCUCCAUUACUUUAUUCGUUCAAUUAAUUUAUUUAGUGUUUACGUCGUCGCGAAUUUUACUCCUGAUCAACAAUUGGUUGAUAAAGACAAAAUAAAAUCAAAAAUAAUAAAGCCGAGGGACUUCAGAUUGAACACAGGCGAGUAGAAAGAAAAGAUAGCUAGGAGUAUUUGUCAACACAUCAAAACAUAAACAUCUUCUUCCGUUAAAAUAUGCCAGGGGUUACAGAGAUGUCGUUAGAUCAUAUGUCCUGCUCCCGCUGUAGAGAAGGCUUCGUCGCGCAUGAGAAAAUUGUUAACUCCAACGGCGAACUGUGGCAUCCGCAAUGUUUCGUGUGUGCGCAAUGCUUCCGGCCAUUUCCAGAUGGAAUCUUCUAUGAAUUUGAAGGAUACAAGUAUUGCGAACAUGAUUUUCAUGUUCUGUUCGCACCAUGUUGCGGCAAGUGUGGUGAGUUUGUUAUUGGCCGCGUGAUUAAGGCGAUGAACUCAAACUGGCAUCCGCAAUGUUUUCGAUGCGAAGAAUGCAAUGGCGAACUGGCGGAUGCGGGUUUCAUCAAAUGUCAAGGCAGAGCGCUGUGUCACACAUGCAAUGCCAAUGUAAAAGCUGGUGUGCUUGGGAAACAUAUAUGUCAUCAAUGCCAUGGAGUAAUCGAUGACAAGCCUUUACGAUUCCGCGGUGAGCUUUAUCAUCCGUAUCAUUUUAAUUGCACGACUUGCGGCGUAGAACUCAAUUCGGAAGCUAGAGAAGUCCGCUCCCGACCUGGCUAUGCUGCUAAUGAAAUGAACGAGUUAUAUUGUCUACGAUGUCAUGAUAAAAUGGGAAUUCCAAUUUGUGGCGCUUGUCGGCGUCCUAUUGAAGAACGCGUGGUAACCGCGCUCGGAAAGCAUUGGCAUGUAGAACAUUUUGUAUGUGCAAAAUGCGAGAAACCGUUCCUAGGUCAUCGUCAUUAUGAAAAGAAGGGUCUCGCUUAUUGCGAGACUCAUUAUCAUCAAUUGUUUGGGAAUCUCUGCUUUGUUUGUAAUCAGGUCAUCUCCGGAGAUGUUUUCACGGCAUUGAACAAGGCGUGGUGCGUUCAUCACUUUGCAUGCGCAUUCUGCGAUCAAAAAAUGAAUCAAAAGACGAAAUUCUUUGAAUUUGAUUUAAAACCCGCAUGCAAAAAGUGCUACGAUAAAUUUCCGCAAGAGUUGAAGAAACGAAUGCGACGAAUGUACGAUCUGAAUCCUAAAAGGAUUCCACCGGUGUAAACUCAGAUUUGAUUUCUUUCAUAUGAGAAUCUUUCAGGAUUAAUCUAAUACUCAUUCGCGCUUAUAGUGCUUUAUCUGCCUUAAUCAACAUAAAAAGAAGUAUACUUGUUUGUUACAUUAUGAGCUAUAUAGUCUACCAAAGCUAUUCUUUUAUCAAUUACAAAUAUUUUUAGGUAAUCGCUAUAUCUGUUUUUAAUGUAAUUUACGAUUGAGAAAUUAUUCCUGUUUUCAAUUUGAAAUAUUUUCUCUCCAUUCUGGCAUCAAUUUGAAUGGGGAAAAGUGCAAUAGUUUCAUAACAUUUUAUACAUGAGGCAUAACGCUAGUUUAUAGAAUCAUUUUAUAUAAUCUAUAUGACAAAAUGAUAAGAAUUAUCUUUGAUUAAAAAUUGUCUAACGUAUAAUAUAUAAUUAUUUUUCGUUUUUAUCCGGAUUACUGCCGAUACACCUAGAUUUAUAAGUACUGACAUCGAAAAUAUUUUUAUUAUAUAAACGUAUGUAAUAACAAUUAUAUAUAUUUAUAUUUAAUCAAGUUUCAUAUGGAUUUUAAUUGUAUAUUUUAAUUUUAAUAUAUUUUUGAUCGAGAUUGGAAAAAAAUGUUUUCAUUAGAGGUUUGAUAACAAAAUGAAGGAUGAAUGACAAGAUGUAUCUAGUAACAGAAAUGAAUGCGCAAUAAAAAAGGCAUUUAAUGGAA
Molecule: messenger RNA, 2129 nt
Organism: Pogonomyrmex barbatus (red harvester ant)
Lineage: Eukaryota; Metazoa; Arthropoda; Insecta; Hymenoptera; Formicidae
Gene: stck
Product: LIM zinc finger domain containing stck
Biological process (GO): cell-cell junction organization; cell-cell adhesion; positive regulation of integrin-mediated signaling pathway
Cellular component (GO): cell-cell junction; focal adhesion; cytoplasm
Source: RefSeq, a predicted model, not a curated record